Triticum turgidum subsp. durum (durum wheat) is the source of this 1887-nucleotide messenger RNA. NCBI's taxonomy places the organism in Eukaryota, Viridiplantae, Streptophyta, Magnoliopsida, Poales, Poaceae. The record is from the annotation of a GenBank genome assembly.
AUGGCAUUGCAGAUUGGCGGCGGCGGAGGCGGCGGGGGGUUCCGGAGCCUGAUGCGGCGGAAGCCGGUCGACUCCGACAGGGUCCGCGCCGAGGGGCAGCAGCUCGCCAAGGAGCUCAACAUCCUCGAGCUGGUCGCGAUCGGGGUUGGUUCGACAAUUGGAGCUGGAGUAUAUGUUCUUGUGGGAACAGUUGCCAGGGAGCAUGCUGGUCCAGCAUUGGCAGUUUCAUUCCUGAUAGCUGGAAUAGCUGCUGCACUUUCAGCAUUCUGUUAUGCCGAGCUUGCUAGCCGUUGCCCCUCUGCUGGAAGCGCCUAUCAUUAUUCAUAUAUCUGCAUUGGCGAAGGUGUUGCCUGGUUGAUUGGCUGGUCGUUAGUGCUGGAAUAUACUCUUGGCGGAUCCGCUGUUGCCCGUGGAAUAUCCCCCAAUUUAGCCUUGUUUUUUGGAGGACCAGAUAGCUUGCCAUGGAUUUUAGCACGGCAUCAACUUCCAUGGUUUGACGUUAUUGUUGAUCCCUGUGCUGCCGCUCUUGUUCUUGCUGUCACUGCUUUAUUAUGCCUAGGGAUAAAAGAGAGCUCAUAUGUACAAGCAAUUGUGACGAUUAUGAAUGCUUGUGUGAUGCUAUUUGUGAUCAUAGCUGGUUGUUAUAUUGGCUUCCAGAUUGGAUGGGAGGGCUAUAAGGUUACUGACGGGUAUUUUCCAUAUGGAGUAAAUGGAGUGCUUGCUGGAUCAGCAACUGUUUUCUUUGCAUACAUAGGCUUUGACACAGUAGCGAGUACUGCCGAGGAGGUCAAGAAUCCACAACGAGAUCUACCUCUGGGAAUAGGAGCAGCAUUGUCUAUUUGCUGUUUCUUGUACAUGAUGGUCGCUGUUGUUAUUGUUGGGAUUGUACCGUAUUUUGCCAUGGACCCAGAUACACCUAUUUCAUCCGCCUUUGCAAAACAUGGAAUGCAGUGGGCAAUGUAUGUUGUGACAAGUGGUGCUGUUCUUGCACUGUGUUCAACCUUGAUGGGCUCACUUCUUCCACAGCCUAGAAUACUGAUGACCAUGGCAAGAGAUGGACUGCUGCCAUCUUUCUUCUCCGAUGUGAACAAGCACACACAAGUACCUGUCAAGGGCACAAUUGCGGCUGGUAUCUGUGCUGCUGCUCUGGCCUUUUUCAUGGACGUUUCUCAGUUGGCAGGAAUGGUCAGUGUAGGCACACUCCUAUCGUUCACCAUGGUGGCAGUAUCGAUCUUGAUACUCAGAUAUGUUCCUCCAGAGGAGGUGGUCCCUCUACCAUCACCUCGGCGAGAGUCAAUGGGUUUGAGCCAAGAAUAUGAUGAGGAAAAGGGUAGGGAUCCACUUGGAGAUGAGAUCUGCGACACAUCUCAAAUAAAGGAUUUGAUUAUGACAGAACCAAUGAAGGACCCUCUUCUCGAGAAGAAGCAACACAAAGGCACGAUGGAUGAGAUGAAGCGUCGGAAGAUAGCUGCUUUCAGCAUAGGGUCUGUUUGUCUAGGAGUUCUGGUCCUCACGGCUUCAGCUUCUGCCACAUGGCUACCUUUCCUACCGCUUUGCAUUGGUUGUAUUGUUGGUGGUGUGCUCCUUAUACCUGGUCUUGUUGUACUCUGCUGCAUUGACCAAGAUGAUGGCAGGCACUCUUUUGGUCAUUCUGGAGGAUUCAUGUGCCCCUUUGUUCCGUUUCUACCUGUUGUAUGCAUCCUCAUAAAUACAUAUCUGUUGAUAAACCUUGGCGGAGAUGCAUGGCUGAGAGUCGGCAUAUGGCUGCUGAUAGGUGUUUUCAUUUACAUUUUCUACGGGCGAACCCGCAGCUCGCUAGUCGAUGUUGUGUAUGUCCCUGUGGCCAAGGCCGAUGUACGCAGGAGUUCAUCUGGUUUCAUGUCCUAG